This is a messenger RNA of Serpula lacrymans var. lacrymans S7.9, 705 nucleotides long. RefSeq lists its product as uncharacterized. The record is from RefSeq and is a predicted model, not a curated record. The transcript has a single exon. NCBI's taxonomy places the organism in Eukaryota, Fungi, Basidiomycota, Agaricomycetes, Boletales, Serpulaceae. Bases 1 to 705 code for a protein of 234 amino acids.
AUGUCUUACGACACAUAUCGAGAGACCCCGGACAUGGCCGAGAGCACCGACAUGUCAGAUUUGCGGGACGCAUUACCGCAUAUUCAGCCGCGCGCACCAUCGCCGGCAACCAACCAGCAGCAGAUGCAGAACCUGCAGAACCUCAUCCUAACGGCGGUCAACAACGCAAUCGCAGACAACAACGAAUUAUGGGAAGAGAGAUUCUCAUCGAAAGACGAAGAAGUAAGAGACUUGCGCAGAAGGCUCGCAGAGAGCGAAAGGAGGCAGCCUUCAGGAAUGGGCCUGCCACGCGCACAAGAAGCAGAAUUUAGGAAAACGGCAUUAGCAAAGCUGGAACCUUAUGACGGAGACAAGAAGAAGUUUCGAAGCUUCUCGGAGUCAUUAGAACUCCAUUUUAAUGCAAAUUCGGCAUACUUCUCCCGAGAAAGGAACCGGAUAAGCUUCGCCUUAUCCUAUAUGAGUAUAGGGGCAGCAGCGGCCCUAAGAACAGAGUGGGUAGAGAGGAGAAAGAUCGCAGAAGAAAGGUCAGAUGCAGGGGAAAUCACCCUCUUAGAGAGCUGGGCUCACUUUGAGAGGACCCUCAAAGACCAUUUCACUGACACAUGUCAGGCAACAAAUACGAAGCUAUAUAACAAAGCUCAAUGUCUGGUCAAGUCCUUCCUUGAAGGCGGUGAAUCAGAGUAUGAGAAUGAAGAGUAUCGGUAA